Molecule: messenger RNA, 3903 nt
Organism: Salmo salar (Atlantic salmon)
Lineage: Eukaryota; Metazoa; Chordata; Actinopteri; Salmoniformes; Salmonidae
Product: leucine-rich repeat neuronal protein 1-like
Molecular function (GO): protein binding
Source: RefSeq, a predicted model, not a curated record
UUCCCAUCAGAGCAGAACUCGAGCAGAUGGUGAGGUCGUCUAGUUGGGCACCAGGCAGUGAUGACAUACACUGCCGCACGACCAAUCUCGCGUUUGAAAUCAGUUGACAGGACUCGCUGCUCUGGUCAGCGCCAGGUGCUCUCUGCAUGUUUACUUGGAGGAGGGUACGAGCUCAGAGAAGCGCGAGCUCAAGGCAAGCGCUGUGCCCGGGUUACCAGUGGCGAUGAUAAAGCUAUUCAGUCAGCCGCGGGCGAAGCACAGAGGACAGAAGAACGGCUGCUGAAGAAAUCAAAACUAAUCCUCUGUGAAGAGACGUCGCUUUUUGCUAAGUUAAAUAUUGUAUUAUUUAUUUUUCAUAGAUAUAGUAAUAUUAUCUUUCAAGACUGAGCGCUCAAAUUGCCUGUUUUGCCUGGAGCAGCUAAGUGUGUGUACAGGGGGAGAGGCAUUCUUGUGGUUGAUAAAAUGCUAAGCUCCACACCUCUGCUCUGCCUCCACCAGCUGCACCAAAGCCCUGUGUGAUGUGGAGCGGGACGCCUGCAUACUAAUGGUGCCCGAACAGGGUGCUUCUCAGGCAGACCAAUGCAGGAGGAGCAGCGUGCCUCUCAGAGUUGUCUUGAAAGCACCAUAAAUCCAGAGAAUGCCAGACUUUGAUGACAAAAUUAGCCAAUGAAGGACCGCCGCGCUACCUUCCUGUUCAAGUGAGCACAGCACAAGACUUAUUCAGCUGAAUUGUGAGAAGAGAGAAAAACACGUGAGUGGAGGAAGAGGACAACCCUGAACAUCCCCUGGCCCCCUUCUGAAACGCACACACACUCGCAAUCAUCGCGGACUGCUCGCACUCUCACACUAACUGUGGAUGGACCGCAGCUCUAGAAAAAAAACACUACAAGCCUGUACAGGGAGGACACUGAUGCCCAUGACCCCACACCUAUCCUCCAGGCUGUCCUCAGGAACCCUGCCUCUCCUCUAAGUUCAGUGUGACCAGACAGAGAGAGCAGACAACAUGGCUCCAAGCCCCCUCCUCUGGCCCCCGCUGGCAUGGCUGUGUGUGGGGCUGCUGUUGCCCCUGGUGCGGGGUGGGGAGUGCCCGCGGCUGUGUGUGUGUGAGGUGCGCCCCUGGUUCACCCCCCAGUCCACCUACAGGGAGGCGGCCACGGUGGACUGCAACGACCUGCGGCUGACACAAAUCCCCUCCAACCUGUCUUCUGACACCCAGGUGCUGCUGCUCCAGAGCAACUCCAUCGCCCACACCAGCGGGGAGCUAGAGGCCCUGUUCAACCUGACGGAGCUGGACCUGUCCCAGAACAACUUCAGCACAAUGGAGGCUGUGGGCCUGGCCAACAUGAACCAGCUUACCACCCUUCACCUGGAGGAGAACCAGAUUAGCCAGCUGCCUGACCACUGCCUGCAGGACCUCAGCAACCUACAGGAGCUCUACAUCAACCACAACCAGAUCAGCACCAUCGCCCCCGGGGCUUUCUCUGGUCUACAUAGCCUGCUGCGCCUCCACCUCAACUCCAACAGGCUCCGGGUUAUUGACAACCGCUGGUUCGAGGCAACGCCCAACCUGGAGAUCCUGAUGAUCGGAGAGAACCCUGUCAUUGGCAUCCUGGACAUGAACUUCAAGCCCCUGGGGAGCCUGAGGAGCCUGGUCCUGGCCUGUAUGGACCUCACUGACAUUCCUGGGAAUGCUCUGGUGGGCCUGGAUAACCUGGAGAGCCUAUCCUUCUACGACAACAAGCUGGUCCGGGUGCCCCAGCUGGCCCUGCAGAAAGUGCCCAACCUGAAGUUCCUGGACCUGAACAAGAACCCAGUGCACAAGAUCCAUGAGGGAGACUUCAGGAACAUGCUGCGUCUGAAGGAGCUUGGUAUCAACAACAUGGCUGACCUGGUAUCCAUCGACCAUUACGCCCUGGACAACCUGCCUGAGCUGACCAAGCUGGAGGCCACUAACAACCCCAAGCUGUCCUACGUGCACCGGACGGCCUUCAGGGACGUGUCCUCCCUGGAGAGCCUGAUGCUAAACAACAAUGCCCUCAACUCUGUCUACCAGCACACCGUGGAGACGCUGCCCAACCUCCGCGAGAUCAGCCUGCACAGCAACCCACUGCGCUGCGACUGUGUCAUCCAAUGGAUGAGCUCCAACAGGACCAGCGUGCGCUUCAUGGAGCCCCUGGCUAUGCUGUGUACCUCGCCGCCCGAGCUCCGGGGCCAGCGGGUCAGAGAGGUGAAGCUGCAGGACUCCCCAGAGCAGUGCCUGCCCUUCAUCUCCCACGACACCUUCCCCAGCCACCUGAGUCUUGAGCUGGGCAUGAGUGUCAGCCUGGACUGCAGGGCUAUGGCUGAGCCCGAGCCGGAGAUAUACUGGGUGUCUCCUAUGGGGAGCAAGAUAACGGUGGACACGGUGUCGGAGCGGUACCACCUGAGCAGUGAGGGCACCCUGCGACUGUCCCACGUCCAGGUGGAGGACUCAGGUCGCUACACCUGCGUAGCCCAGAACACAGAGGGCGCCGACACACGCGUCACCACCAUCCGCGUCAAUGGCACCCUGGUGGACAGCGCCGAGGUGAUGAAGAUCUACGUCAAGCAGACCGAAUCCCACUCCAUUCUGGUCUCCUGGAAGAUCAACUCCAACGUCAUGACCUCCAACCUCAAGUGGGCAUCGGCCACCAUGAAGAUUGACAACCCCCACAUCACCUACACUGCACGCGUGCCCGUUGACGUGCACGAGUACAACCUGACCCACCUGCAGCCGGCCACCGAGUACGAGGUGUGCCUCACUGUGUCCAACAUUCACCUGCAGACCCACAAGUCGUGUGUCAACGUGACCACGCGCAGCGUGACCUUCACCCUGGAUGUGUUGGACCAGAGACCUAGCGCCGCCCUGCUAGCCGUCAUGGCCACCAUGCUGGCCUUCCUCAGCCUGGCUACUGUGGGGGUGUACGUGGCCCGGCGCUGGAAGAGGAAGAACUACCACCACUCCCUGAAGAAGUACAUGCAGAAGACCUCCUCCAUCCCCCUCAAUGAGCUCUACCCGCCCCUCAUCAACCUAUGGGAGGCAGACAGUGAGAAGGACAAGGAGGGCGGUACAGAGAGCAAGCCCUCCCCCGUGGACACCACACGCAGCUACUACAUGUGGUGAAGCGGGCCUGGCCCAGGCCACCCCUCCACCAGCACACAGACACACUUUUGCCAUUUUGGUGCAAAAGUCGUAUAAAAGUCAUAAAACAUUUUUUUUUGUAUUUUUCAGCUUUGCUAACACAUGGCAGAGUGAUAAAGGACAGGAUUUUUAUUAGUAUAGCGUAUCGCCUUUGUUUGACUCUCUCUUUUUCUCUUUUAUCGUUUGGACUAUUCCAAGAUGGCAGCUGUGUCUAGCUUCCAGAUUGUUUUAGUUGCUGCAUUUUAUUUCUGUGAUGCGUUUUUGAUAGCACAGCUUUUUGUCUUGUUGAUGAUGCAGCAGGUACUAUUAGUCUAGGUAAAGGUUCCUCUGGCAAUGUUGUUAGGGAUUGCAGUGCUUAUUCUCUCUUUUUGUAAAACAGGUAAUCUGUUGUGCACUGAAAUGUAAAUGAGUUUGUAUGGACUUCAAUUAAAAGCUGACUAAGGGGAUUAGACUUCGAAUACUGUCUACUGAAUAACUCUAGCGAUUGUACGGUAAUGUUGUAUCAACUAUCAUUUUAAACUCUUUUUUUGGAAUUAGUUUGCUGAUAAAUGUGCUGUAAAGGUAGAAAUGUGAAUGUUUGAUAACAUAACUAGGUACAGUAGUAGCUUUUUUAUUUACUCUGAAUUAUUUCUUUCUUAUUUGCUAAAAUCUGUUGCUGACCACUUACUUUUGUUGUGAUUUUAACAUGCAAAAUGUUGUAUAUGAGGAAGAAGUUUAAAUAAAUAACAUUUUGGUUUGUUUUA